Hordeum vulgare subsp. vulgare (domesticated barley) is the source of this 303-nucleotide messenger RNA. RefSeq lists its product as uncharacterized. The record is from RefSeq and is a predicted model, not a curated record. Bases 1 to 303 code for a protein of 100 amino acids. Gene Ontology annotation, cellular component: nuclear speck; cytosol. The transcript is spliced from 3 exons. Gene Ontology annotation, biological process: DNA repair; negative regulation of double-strand break repair via homologous recombination; regulation of sister chromatid segregation. NCBI's taxonomy places the organism in Eukaryota, Viridiplantae, Streptophyta, Magnoliopsida, Poales, Poaceae.
AUGGAAUACUCGCUGGCGGCGCUGAAGGUGUUCGUCUCACAGCUGGAGGAAUCCACGGCGGCCCACUCCUCCGAGGGGUCCUCCUCGGCGAAGAUGCUCUUCGGCAUCCGCUUCCAGCGCGCCUACAGGCAGGGCGUGGUGGUGCGUGCAGACUACAACGUCGGCGACGGGAGGCUGUUCGUGGAUGGCGGCUCCUGCGUCACCGAGCUCAUGCUUUGGCCCGAGGAUGCCAAGGGCAUGCCCUGGCGCCCAGGGAUGUAUGUGCUGAUUAUUGGGGCAUAUAUUCUUCUUGGAAAUGAAUGA